AUGAAGAUUACAUGCAUUGGACCUCUUUUAUUUGGGACAGCAAGAUGGGAAAGUUCUAUCACUUCGAUUCCUAUCUAUUUGAUCAGAAGGUUCGCCUUUCUAAUGCAGUCUUGGGCUUCCGGGAAUUCCUUGCAGGUAUUGGACUUCCCUUUACCUUCACCUACUAUCAGAUGCCAAUCUCAGGGCAGCCUUCUGGAUGGGAAUGCGGGUUGA
This is a messenger RNA of Fusarium odoratissimum NRRL 54006, 213 nucleotides long. RefSeq lists its product as uncharacterized. NCBI's taxonomy places the organism in Eukaryota, Fungi, Ascomycota, Sordariomycetes, Hypocreales, Nectriaceae. The transcript has a single exon. Bases 1 to 213 code for a protein of 70 amino acids. The record is from RefSeq and is a predicted model, not a curated record.